This is a messenger RNA of Pieris brassicae (large cabbage white), 1778 nucleotides long. RefSeq names its product probable hydroxyacid-oxoacid transhydrogenase, mitochondrial (gene T3dh). The transcript has 9 exons. The record is from RefSeq and is a predicted model, not a curated record. Gene Ontology annotation, cellular component: mitochondrion. NCBI's taxonomy places the organism in Eukaryota, Metazoa, Arthropoda, Insecta, Lepidoptera, Pieridae. Bases 263 to 1648 code for a protein of 461 amino acids. Gene Ontology annotation, molecular function: metal ion binding; alcohol dehydrogenase (NAD+) activity.
AGUGUCAGAAGUCAGAACACAGACGUCGUUUCUGUGGAACCUGAAUGUGAAAAAAAUGUUAAGAGUACAUAUUCAAUAAACAUAAAGUUUAUUGAAUUUUUUACUAUUAAAAUAAUAAAAAAACAGUAUAAUGAUAUGAAUUUAUAUUUAUUAGUGAAUAUUAAUUAACACAUGGACAUAAUAAAUAGAUAACAACAGGUAUUUCGCUGGAGCAAUCUACAGUACUUUACAUUAUACAAUGACCUAUAAUUAAUGGGUAAACAUGUCUCGUAAACGAGUUUUUGAUCUGCUGAGGACAAUUAAUGUUGCUGCUUGCCAGUGUCCAGCUCAUAGCCAUAGAGGCAAUAUACAAGUAACAAACACUACUCCUAGCAAAGAUUAUGCUUUUGAAAUAAAAUGUUCUACUGUCAGAUAUGGCCUGGGAGUGACAAAGGAGGUUGGCUUGGACUUGUUAAAUCUUGGAGCUCAAAAUGUUUGUGUAAUGACAGAUCCUAAUGUUGUAUCUUUGAGUCCGACUAAAGCAGUUCUUGAUUCUCUCACCAAAUAUGGAAUUCAUUACAAAGUUUAUGAUGGAGUUAGGGUGGAACCAACAGAUUCUAGCUUUAAAGCAGCCAUAGACUUUGCAAAGGCUGGCAAUUUUGAUAGUUUUGUAGCUGUGGGAGGUGGAUCUGUGAUGGAUACUUGUAAAGCAGCUAACUUGUAUUCUUCUGAUCCUGAGGCAGAAUUCUUGGAUUAUGUAAAUCAACCUAUUGGUAAAGGAAAAGAGGUCACUGUACAAUUGAAGCCAUUAAUAGCCAUACCAACAACAAGUGGAACAGGCAGUGAAACUACAGGAAUGAGUAUAUUUGAUUAUGAGGCUAUUCAGGCAAAAACUGGUAUUGCAAAUUCUGCUCUAAGACCAUUAUUGGCCCUUAUAGAUCCUCUUCACACCCUCUCUGUUCCAAAAAAUGUUGCAAUUUAUUCUGGAUUUGACAUUUUCUGUCAUGCGUUGGAGAGUUUUACGGCUAUUCCAUAUUCAGAGCGAGGUCCUGCGCCAACCAAUCCCGCUUUGAGACCUGUUUAUCAAGGAAGUAAUCCUAUAUCUGAUGUGUGGUCAAGAUUCUGUUUACAGAGUCUAGCCAAAUACUUCGCCCGUUCUGUAAACAAUGCGGACGAUAUCGAGGCUCGAUCUAGUAUGCACUUAGCGGCCACUAUGGCUGGCGUAGGCAUCGGAAAUGCAGGCGUGCAUUUGUGUCAUGGGCUUGCUUAUCCAAUUGCAGGAAAUGUUAAACAAUUUGUCCCCGAAGAUUAUGGAAAGGAUCCAAUAAUUCCACACGGGCUUGCAGUAGUCGUAACGGCACCAGCUGUAUUCCAAUUCACGGCUAAGAGUGACCCUGAUAAACAUUUAGAGGCCUGCAAUCUCCUAGGAACAGAUAUCUCAGGCAAAAAGCAAAAAGAUGCUGGGAACAUAUUGUCGGACACAAUAUUGAAAUACAUGGAAAUGAUGAGGAUUGACAAUGGUCUGUCUGGACUUGGUUAUACACUUGAAGAUAUACCACAACUAGUCAAAGGAGCAUUACCACAGCACCGUCUCUUGAAACUGACUCCUUUGCCUCAAACAAAAGAAGAUUUGCAACACAUUUUGGAAGAAUCGUUAACUAUUUAUUAAUUAUAUCAAGUAAAAGAACAUCUGUUAGAUUAUAGUAUAUUUUUAUAAGAAUGUAAUAUAAUUUUUAACAUUUACUAAAAGUAGUCAUUAAUUAAUGGAGCUAUUUUCAAAAUAAAUAAAGACAUGUUGA